AUGGAAGAAGCUGCCGAGAAACCUCAAGCGACUCGCUUCUCCCACGAGACCCAACUCGAGAAAGCUACUCCCGAACAUGGAUGUCAUGUCAUGACCGGCUUCGAUACGAGCCUCGAAAGCCUUCCCGAUGGCUACUUCACCAGCUCUUUCUUCAUCGGCACAAUGCUAGCGGCCGCGCUCGGUCUACUCGCGGGAGUGGCUGGGUUUGGAUACGCAGCACCUAUUCUCGCGGUCAUUGAUGCGGAUAUCGGCCCGGAUCCGAAUCUGGCGUGGGUUGGCCUCGUGUAUACGCUCAUGCUGGCGGUAUUCUUGACGCUGGUGGGGAGAGUGGGUGAUGUGUUUGGGCGGCGGUGGGUUUUCGCUGGCGGCAGUUGUCUUGGGGUUAUUGGCAGCAUAAUAUGCGCUGUUGCUAAGGACAUUCCAACGCUUAUUGGGGGAACUACGGUGAUUGGCAUCGCGGCUGCUACGCAAGUUUCAUUCCCCAUCGUCGUGGGCGAACUACUACCUAUGAAGUACCGUUUCUACGGGAACGCCCUUAUCUUCAUCUUUGCCAUUCCCGGAUCUGGUUUUGGGCCUGCUGUUGCACAAGGCUUCAUCCAGCACACGAACGUUGGCUGGAGGGGCAUCUACUACCUCUUGAUUGCGAUAAAUGGCACUGCAGCACUCUUCUGGAUCCUCUUUUACCAUCCUCCAACUUUCCACAUGAAGCACCGAUCCGGAAAGGUGAUGGAAUAUGUCAAGACAUUCGACUAUGUUGGAGCUGUACUUUUCAUUCUCGGACUGCUGCUAUUCCUGAUAGGUCUCAACUGGGGUGGUAGCACUUACCCAUGGAAGUCCGCACACGUCAUCGCCACUAUCGUCGUCGGAUUCAUGCUUAUAGUCGCGUUCGUACUUUGGGAGAACUUUGCACCGGCAUCUCUUCUCAAGGAUCCUCUCGUUCCUAUGCAUCUUUUCAGGAACGGGCCAUGGGUAAUGUCUACGAUUGUGCUUGGUGUCGGCGCGGGCAUGUACUACGCUUUUGCUAUAAUCUGGCCCUCGAUGGUAGCAGUCCUCUACACGAACGGCGACCCGAUGUACGCCAGCAUUCUCGCCAGUCUAGUCGGUCUCGGUCUUCUCUCCGGUGAGAUCAUCGGCGGUCUUCUGGCCACUCCUCUCGGAAAGACAAAGUUCCAAAUGAUGUUUGCCGUUCUUUCCGCUGGUAUCUUCUUCGGCUGCGUCGCAGUCUGCACCCCCGACACCAAAGCCUUGGCAUGCGGUCUCGUCUUCAUGGGCUGCUUCUUCGUCGGCUGGGUUGAAAACGUCUGCCUUUCCCUCACCACCAUCGCGCUAGAUGACCAAAAUGAAAUCGGUACCGGCGCUGGUGUUGCAGGCUCCGUACGCGCUGCCAUCUCAACCAUCUCGCAGACCGUCUACGUCGUCGUGCUUUCCAAUCGCCUUACUAGCACCAUCUCUUCCCAAGUGCCGCCAGCGCUCGUCAAGGCUGGCCUGCCCGCAAGCAGUGUCGUUGACUUUCUCUCUGCCAUCACGGUUGGCACACCCGCUGCGUUUGCCGCGGUGCCGGGGAUCUCGGCGGACAUUACUGCGGCGGGGUUGAGGACGUAUAAGGUUGCCAAUGCGGACGCGUAUCGCACGGUCUUCUUGACGACGAUUGCGUUCUCAGGGCUGGCACUGGUGUUGAGUUGUUUCGUGCCGAAUGUUGAGGAUCGGAUGACGGAUGAUGUGGCCGCGGCGUUGCAUAACCGGAACGAUCAAAACACUGUUGGGACGUGAUGAGGACGGAUGAGAUCUGUAGGACCCG
This is a messenger RNA of Mytilinidion resinicola, 1798 nucleotides long. Its product is annotated as MFS general substrate transporter. Bases 1 to 1770 code for a protein of 589 amino acids. Gene Ontology annotation, molecular function: transmembrane transporter activity. The transcript has 7 exons. The record is from RefSeq and is a predicted model, not a curated record. Lineage: Eukaryota; Fungi; Ascomycota; Dothideomycetes; Mytilinidiales; Mytilinidiaceae. Gene Ontology annotation, biological process: transmembrane transport.